CAACGAGCUUUCAUCUCUUCUGAAAACAGAAUUCAGAAGUUGUUGCUUGCUGAAUUGCUUAAAUAUUUUUAUUUUAAACUUUAGACGAAUCGGGUACUCUAGUCUUUUUUGAGACUAUAUAAAUAUUCAGGUGUAGUAAAUAUUAAUGUAUAAAUAUGUUUGUAGUCGCAUGUCCUGUUAUUGAAUAAAACACACAUGAACACGAAGUCAAAGAAGGGUUAAGACAGCAUAUCCUUAUUACACAAAUUUUUCUCUUCGUUAUAUUUAUGUUACUAUCUCGCAAUAUUUUUUUAAGUUGAAUAGUAAACAAUGUUACCAUGUCCGGGAUAUCAAUUGCUCGACUUGCUGAAGAGAGAAAAGCUUGGCGAAAAGAUCACCCAUUUGGAUUUGUGGCUAGACCAACAAAAAAUGCUGAUGGAACAUAUAAUUUAAUGAAUUGGGAAUGUGCUAUUCCGGGAAAAAAAUCUACUCCUUGGGAAGGAGGUCAGUAUAAAUUAAGAAUGAUUUUCAAAGACGAUUAUCCAUCAACCCCUCCCAAAUGUAAAUUUGAGCCACCCCUUUUUCACCCUAAUGUGUAUCCAUCUGGAACUGUUUGUCUUUCCCUUUUGGAUGAAGAAAAAGAUUGGCGUCCGGCUAUCACCAUCAAACAAAUUCUUCUGGGGAUUCAAGAUUUAUUGAAUGAACCAAAUAUUAAAGAUCCGGCUCAAGCAGAAGCAUACACUAUUUAUUGUCAGAACCGAUUGGAAUAUGAAAAGAGAGUUCGAGCGCAAGCUAAAUCUAUGGCACCCCAAGAGUAGUGGGGGUAUAUUUGGAGAAUAUUUAUUGGUGAUGAAUGCUCAUAAACUUUGCAUUACAGUUGCAAAUCACCUGAUGAAACACUUAUAGGGGAAGAGGUCAUCUCUAGACUAGAUCGUCAUUUUUAUUCUUUAGUAUCAUACUUUUUCCAUUAUCAUGUAAACAACACUUUUAAUUGAACUGUAAUGUGGUGAUGAUGAUUUCCUGUGCUAUUUAUAAAUUUGAUUUUUACCAGCUAAA
Molecule: messenger RNA, 1035 nt
Organism: Parasteatoda tepidariorum (common house spider)
Lineage: Eukaryota; Metazoa; Arthropoda; Arachnida; Araneae; Theridiidae
Gene: lwr
Product: ubiquitin conjugating enzyme lesswright
Source: RefSeq, a predicted model, not a curated record